Messenger RNA from Purpureocillium takamizusanense, 1713 nucleotides. RefSeq lists its product as uncharacterized. Bases 1 to 1713 code for a protein of 570 amino acids. The transcript has a single exon. Lineage: Eukaryota; Fungi; Ascomycota; Sordariomycetes; Hypocreales; Ophiocordycipitaceae. The record is from RefSeq and is a predicted model, not a curated record.
AUGUCGCCCAGACUAAAGCCACUGCUGCUCCCGCAGCUAGUGCAGGAGCGACUGAACAAUCACAACCAUCAUGGCGACGCCACCUACCUGCCGUACAACGGCCCCGACGCCAGCGACCUCUCACAAGUCUACUACACCACAAACUCCUCGUCGUCCGACGUCGCGUCGCCAUUGACCCCGACCUUUUCGCCCCGAGGUCACCAACGCUUUUCAAGCUCGACUUCGUCCCUCGAGCUGCCGCCCAUGCCCCAGGACACCACCCCCUCCUCGCCCUCGCCCUACACGACGAAGCCGACUGAGAAGCGCCCACUGCCCGACGUGCAAGAGGACCCCAUGGAACGUUUCGAAGAGACCUUGGCCUCGUCGGUCGAUCACUUUGGCCUCUACAGCUGCCUCUGCGACACCUCAUGCGAGCACCGCAACAGCUCCGAAGGCCUGUUCCCUGGUGACAUUGUUGGCGACGACUUCGAUAUCGACUACGAUCUAGGAUUCCUGAGCGAUGGCGAUGUCGCUCGCGACUACCCCAAGAAGAAGCGAUCCGGUAUCGAGUCCCCCUUUGCGGGCUUGACAUCGCGGCUGGGCUCCCGCCUGCCCACCAUCAGGCGGUGGCGGUCGAGCAGACGACCCAUGGUCAGCCUGAGGGCAUCCCCGACUACCGACCUCAGCCUGGAGAACGUCUUGUCGCGCGGUCCUUCAAGCCGCUCCUCCUCCAUGUCGGCGCCCAACCAGCAGUUCGCAGAUCGGGUGCAGGAUUUGUCGCCCAUGACUUCGGUCGUGUCGUGCUACGACGUGGGCAGCGCCGACAACUUGAGCCGGUCGUCGGUCCUCGAGCUGAGCCCCGAGGAACAGCUGAACCUCGAGCGCGACCGCGCCAUGGCUACAACGCCUCUGCUCCCACCCCUUCUGACCGAUGCCCUGGGAUCCCCUCACCAGGAGUCGCCACUGCAGUCGCCGACGGUAGCAACAACGCCUUGCGCCAGCGCCAUGCCCUCUCCACCCGCGACGUCGACGGCCCAAUUCCCUCGACCGCCUCUCAGCACCAAGCCCUCGUUCACAUCGCUUCGCCAUGUCCCAACUGCGAAUGACCUGCCCCUGCCUCUGCCGGCCAUCUUGCAAGAGCAUGACGCGUGGUCGGAUCGCCUCGGCCAUGCCAAUUUUACCAUCAGCCCUUCGCCUUACGAGGUCGAGGCUGUUACGACAGAGACGGUCACAAAGUUUCGCGAGGACUGGGAUGCGGCACGAUGUAAUUACACCAAGCAUCUGGUGCGCACGGGCGAGCACUAUGGCCAGACGAGCAAAAUUUACGGGCUCACCGAGGCGAAGUGGGCCGAGACGGAGCGCACGUGGAAGGGCAUCUACGACGAGAUGAUGCGGAACAACCGCUCGCCCCCCGCAUCUGCCAGCCAUUCCCGAAGCCAUAGCCGUGGCCGUGGACGGGGCCGAUCAAGCAGCUCUGUGGGAGCCCUUGGCCGCAUGCCCACCAACGACGCCACGCUAUGCGACUUGGAGUGGCGGCGUAGGGACGGGUGCCUCCCCAGUGCUGUACCACAGAUGCUCGAGUCGCUCGACGCCCAUGGCAAGUUCCCUGGUCGAGGUGACGAGGACAUUGUCGGGCCCAUGCAGCGCGACGCGGUCAUGGUCCGAGCUCGCAGCGAAGAUGCAAAGGGUCGGUUCUGGAGGAACCUCGCCGACAAAGUUGGCUUCCGCAAAUGA